Messenger RNA from Clunio marinus, 2025 nucleotides. The record is from the annotation of a GenBank genome assembly. NCBI's taxonomy places the organism in Eukaryota, Metazoa, Arthropoda, Insecta, Diptera, Chironomidae.
GAAUUUUAGUUUGUUAUGAAAUUGUGACAAGGUUUUAGUGAAAUAAAGUUUGUCGACAAUUUUGAAAUUGAUUUGGGAAAGAAUUAAAUUAUUCAUUCAAAAUGGACUUACUGGAACCAACUCUUUAUACAAUCAAAGGCAUGGUGAUACUGGAUAAUGAUGGCAAUCGUAUUCUUGCUAAAUAUUAUGACAAAAAUGUUUUUCCAACUGUAAAAGAGCAAAAGCAAUACGAGAAAAAUCUCUUUAAUAAAACACAUCGUGCAAACGCCGAAAUUAUUAUGCUUGACGGACUCACUGUGGUCUACAAAAGCAAUGUGGAUAUGUUUUUCUAUGUAAUGGGUGGAAAACAAGAAAAUGAACUAAUAUUACUAUCAGUUCUGAACUGUCUAUUUGACACUAUUAGUUUGAUUCUCAAAAAGAAUGUGGAGAAACGUGCAUUGCUUGAUAAUCUUGAUGUUGUAAUGCUGGCAUUCGAUGAAAUCUGUGAUGGAGGAAUAAUUCUUGAUGCAGAUCCUUCCAGUGUACAGAAGCGAGUUGAUUUGCGCAAUGAUGAGCUUCCAUUGGGAGAGCAAACUGUAGCACAGGUUUUCGCUUCAGCUAAAGAGCAACUUAAGUGGAGCUUAUUGAAAUGAAAAUUAAUUCUAAUAUUUCCAUCAAUUUUCUUUAAUAUUAAGCUUUCAAUUUUUUAUUGUCUUGUUCUAUUUUAUCAAUAAAUUAUGUAGGAUUUUGAAAAAAUAAAAUUUAACUUUUGUCUAUUGCUAAUGAAACUUUGAUUUUCGUCAACAUCUUUGCUUAUAAAAUGUAUGCUUUUUCAAAAGAAAAACAAAUGUUUCAGGAAAUUAUUUAUUUGUUAACAUCUUGUUUUAUUCUGUAUUUAUUAAAUAAUAAUGUUUUAUCAUGGGACGAUCCCCAACAAAAUAAAACCUGGUCAUGAUUUUUGAACCAUUAUUUCUGUUUAUCUCAAUUUCCUCUUCACUCAUAAAUCUAUCUAAUAGGUAUUUGUAACUAUGUUAUAAUUAGAUCGAUGGAAAUUAAAAAUAAAUUUUCAUUAAAAAUCGGCGGAAAACAUUUUCGAACAUAAUUUUCGAAUUGAUAAAUAGUAAACAAACAAUCAACCUAGAUACCUAAAAAUGAUAAGAAAAUAGUUAUCAGAAAUAUCACAUCCAAACUUCAGGAACCUGAAUUGACUUCUAAAAUUCCUCCGGGUCGUGGGACAAAGAAAAUUUCGCCAUUUGGUUACCUGCUUUUGUCUAUUCCUAUUACGGCAUUUGGAUUGGGUUGCUGGCAAGUGCAGAGAAAAUCAUGGAAAGAAGACUUGAUCAAACAAUUAGAAUCACAAUUAAGUCGAGCUCCAGAAAAUCUUCCUGAUGACUUGGAACACCUUGAAUCGAUGGAAUAUCAAACAGUUGAAGUUGAGGGACAUUUUUUUCAUGAAAAAGAAAUGUAUUUAGGUCCAAGAGGAUUAAUAAAACCAGAUGCCAUUGAAUCUGGCGGUGGUUUGAUUUCACAAAGAAAUUCAAGUUCUGGUUAUCUUGUGAUUACACCAUUCAAGCUUGAAAAUCGAAACGAGACAAUUCUUGUAAAUCGUGGUUGGGUGUCACGUCAGAAUUUGGAUCCAGAAAAGCGAGCGAAAGGACAGAUUCAAGGCACAAUAAAGCUUCACGGAGUUGUGAGACUUCCAGAACCUCGUCCUCAAUUCACACAAAGUUCUAAUUCUAACAUGUUUCUCUAUCGUGAUUUUCCAAAAAUGUGCAGUUUAAGUGGCGCUGAUCCAUAUUUUUUGGAUGCAAAAUAUGAAUCAACAAUACCUGGUGGGCCAAUUGGAGGUCAAACACGUGUCACGUUGCGUAAUGAACAUUUAUCUUACAUUGUAACGUGGUACUCACUUUCAGCGUUCACAGCCUUUCUUUGGUGGAAGCAAGUAGUCAAACGUGUACCAAUUUAGUUAAAAAAAUGAGUUAUAUCUAGUUAGAAUAUUCAAACAAUAAAAAAAUAAUUUUUGAUUUAUGAAGUUAAAUAGGCAAA